GUCCGGCUACGCAUGCGUAAUGCCACAUACUGACAGCAAGUGGAGCAAACAGCCAAGCUAGCCAACUGUUAGCUGAAGAAAGCAGCUAUUUACACACAGAACUUAGGUUAAGAUGUUUCGGAGAAAACUGACAGCGCUAGAUUAUCACAAUCCCAGUGAAUUUGACUGCACAGAUGAGACGCAAUUUAGGAACUGCAUCGUGUGGCUGGAGGACCAGAAGAUUCGACAUUAUAAGAUCGAGGACAGAGGAAACCUGAGGAACAUCCCGAGCUCAGACUGGCCCAAAGCCUACCAGAAGUACCUGCAGGAUCUCAACUGUCCGUUUGGAGUUGAGGAGAAGCACGAGGCUCUAGACUGGUUACUGGGCCUGUCUGUACGAUAUGAAUAUGGAGACAAUGUGGCUAAGUACAAGGACUGUAAGCCGCUGGCAGCCUCCAGCAACAGUGGGGACAAAGCAGUGGACCCUCUCCUCAACCUUGACAGUAGUUCACCAGAUUUCAAAGCAGGAGUGACCGCUCUGGCCAACAUCCUAAAGAUACAGCGACAUGAUGAUUACCUGGUUAUGCUCAAGGCUAUUCGUAUUCUGAUCCAGGAGAGACUCUCUCCAGAAGCAGUCACUAAAGCCAGCCAGCAUACAGAGGGUAUUCCAGUAGCUUUAGACAAGCACAUCUUGGGCUUCGACACUGGAGAUGCCACUCUGAAUGAAGCGGCCCAGAUCCUGCGCCUGCUGCACAUCGAGGAGCUGAGGGAGCUCCAGACGAAGAUCAACGAGGCCAUCGUAGCCGUUCAGGCCAUCAUAGCCGACCCCAAGACAGACCACCGGCUGGGCAAGGUGGGAAGAUGAGAGCGAGGAUGGACAGGGACACUAAAGGAAGGCAGGGACUGAACCAAGGGAGUUUUAAUUUGAUUUUGAGAGGAAAAGCCUGUCUGCGCUGUGGACAUAAAUGAGUUUGGAUUUUGUUUCCGUUGUUUCAUGAGAUCAGAGUGAUCCGAUUGGGAAUUUGGACUAAAUAGGAGCAAAUGCCAAAUUUUCAGAUGCUGCUUUUCAUUUUUGUACUGCAGCGUGAAUGAAUUUACACCACGUUAAAAUAGUUUUUGAUUGAGUAAUUAAUUAGUGUUAGUAGUACUGAUUUAGACUAAUAUGUUAAGUCAUAAUUUCUUCAGACUGGGGUCUAACCUUCAGAUUAUCUCCUGGCUCCCGCAAUAGAAACCCACAGAGAAGCUUCUCAGUUAUUCCUGGACAGUUAGAUUUGUCUCUUUUGUUUCCAGAGGUUUUUUUGUUUGCAAAUGGAAGAAAGGGUUAUUUUGAAACUGUUUACAUUGACACUGUGGGAAAUGUAUAAAUCCAGCUGAACAGA
Molecule: messenger RNA, 1358 nt
Organism: Perca fluviatilis (European perch)
Lineage: Eukaryota; Metazoa; Chordata; Actinopteri; Perciformes; Percidae
Gene: rtraf
Product: RNA transcription, translation and transport factor
Exons: 8
Coding region: 113-844 (243 amino acids)
Biological process (GO): tRNA splicing, via endonucleolytic cleavage and ligation
Cellular component (GO): tRNA-splicing ligase complex
Molecular function (GO): RNA binding
Source: RefSeq, a predicted model, not a curated record